AAAGAAAAGAAAGCGCAGAACAGAAAGUGGUAAUGCAAUGUAUGUAUUAAUAUUAUAGCAGUAAAGGGUACGCGUCAACUGAACCAACAAAUAUUUGGUUGAUUCAGACUCUUUCUUCCUCCAAACGCGCCAUUCCUUCUUCUGUCUCUCAUUCGGCGGAUACAUACGUACCUAACCUAAUCCUAAACCCAAACCAAACUCAGUUUCAUCUUAUAUCACACGCGCUCACACUCGCUCUCUCCUACACCAUGCUGCGUCUGUGCUACGCCCCUUUCGAUUGUUGCUUCCGACGACCAAGGGCCGCCGCCGACGCCCUUCUCUGGCAUACCGACUUGAAGCCUCACGCUUCCGGCGACUUCUCCAUCGCCGUCGCUCAAGCCAAUUACAGCCUCGAAGAUCAGAGCCAAGUCUUCACCUCCCCCUCCGCCACUUACGUCGGAGUCUACGACGGCCACGGCGGCCCCGAAGCUUCUAGAUUCGUCAACAAGCGUCUCUUCCCUUAUUUGCAGAAAUUUGCCACCGAACAAGGGGGGUUAUCGGUGGAGGUGAUAAAGAAGGCGUUUAGUGCCACAGAGGAGGAAUUCUUGCAUUUGGUGAAGCUAUCGUUGCCUAUUAGUCCUCAGAUUGCUUCCGUGGGAUCCUGUUGCCUUCUUGGUGCAAUUUCUAAUAAUGUGUUGUAUGUAGCCAAUCUUGGAGACUCGAGAGCUGUUCUUGGCAGGAGGGAUACAGAGAGCAAAAAUUGUCCGGUGGUGGCAGAGCGCUUGUCCACCGAUCAUAAUGUAGCUGAUGAGGAGGUAAGGAGAGAAGUUGAAGCUCUCCAUCCUGAUGAUUCACACAUUGUGGUUUAUAGCCGCGGAGUCUGGAGGAUUAAGGGCAUCAUACAGGUGUCAAGAUCUAUUGGUGAUGUGUAUUUGAAGAAACCUGAUUUUUACCGAGACCCAGUUUUUCAGCAACUUGGAAAUCCUGUUCCUUUGAAGCGUCCUGUAAUGACUGCUGAACCAUCAAUCAUUAUUAGGGAGCUUGAGUCAGAGGAUUUAUUCUUGAUAUUUGCAUCAGAUGGCCUCUGGGAACAACUAAGUGAUGAAGCAGCCGUUCAGAUAGUUUUCAAAUAUCCAAGAGCUGGAAUUGCCAAGAGACUAGUGAGAGCUGCUCUUCAGGAAGCUGCAAAGAAGAGAGAGAUGAGAUACGAUGACAUAAAGAAAAUUGACAAAGGAAUAAGACGACACUUCCAUGAUGAUAUCACUGUAAUUGUUAUCUAUCUUGAUCACCAGGUGGCCUCCUCUAAUAAUAGAUUUAAGCAAACUGCUGUUGGCUAUACAACUGCCCCUGUUGAUAUUUUUUCUCUAAAUGUGGAUGAAGCAGAAAAGAGUAUGCUUGGUACAGUUGCCUAAAGAGUGAAAUUGCUUCAAAGAAUCAUACACUGACAUUAUUUGGGGUGAAAAUUAUUUAUAGGUGAAGAUUAAUACUGUUGGUAAAUGAAGGGGAUUCUCGAGAAAGCAUACAAAUUACUGCGUAGGUAUAUGGUAGCUGGGAGUUGCUGACAGAUUCUUUCUGGUGCAGAUAUGCAUAUGUAUAGUUGUGAAGCCUCUCUGUUUUUUUUUUUUUUUUUUUUGGCGUUUGAUGAUAUCAAUUUUGUUUUCUUUGGAAAGAUAAAUAAAAUUUGUAUUGAUUGGUUAGCCAUGGUAUUUGUCUCCCAAUAAUGUCCGUCAUGAAUAAUUAGUACCAGGUGAACCAGAUGGUUAUGG
Messenger RNA from Abrus precatorius (Indian licorice), 1745 nucleotides. RefSeq names its product probable protein phosphatase 2C 63. The record is from RefSeq and is a predicted model, not a curated record. Lineage: Eukaryota; Viridiplantae; Streptophyta; Magnoliopsida; Fabales; Fabaceae. The transcript has 4 exons. The coding region runs from base 249 to 1391 and encodes 380 amino acids. Gene Ontology annotation, molecular function: protein serine/threonine phosphatase activity; cation binding. Gene Ontology annotation, biological process: protein dephosphorylation.